CAGAGAGAGGAAGGCACAUCUAGAAAUCAUAUCAACGGGUAGUCUUAACUUUCCCUGGGGCCCCCAUCCUUUUGAAGCGAAAGCUUUUGACGCACAUUAACUAGAUUAAAGUAGCCUGUACUUUUUGUUUGUUCUACCGGUAAAAAUCAAGAUAAGAUCGUCGAUGAUUUUUUUUUGUUUGUUUGUUGUUAAACUGGAUAUUCAAACACUGGUAUGGUGGCGCGCGCUUUGAGGUGUUUCUUUUUCGGUUCUGUGUGACUUCCUGGUGCUACAGAGAGAGGCAGUGCUGAGUUAAAAAGACAGAAACACAAACAGCAUUUUAGAAAGGAAAAAUAGAGAGUGGGAAGCAGGAGCGAGAGAGAGGAGCAGUUGGCUGGCUUCCAGAUUCAGCCCCGCUCCACUCUUUGCAUAUUUAUGAAAUUAAUGUAUAUUUUUAUUCUAUUUAUGAUGCACAUAUUUAUUAGAAUCGACUGAAUCUACUGGAUUGGGUUUGACAAGGGGUUAAAACGAAAUUGUAACGGGAAGGUUUUUCUCUGAGCGACGGAGAAGUGGCGCACGGAUUUAUCGCCCCAUUUGUUCUCAUUUUAUAUUGAAAGAAGGAUUUACAUUAGCUGUUAUUUUAUACUUUCUGUUUACGAGAAGAGGUCAGCGGAAGAUGGGUUGUUUGGGCAACAGCAAGACUGAAGAUCAACGCAUCGAUGAAAAGGCACAAAGAGAAGCGAAUAAAAAAAUAGAGAAACAAUUACAAAAGGAAAGACAAGCAUAUAAAGCCACACAUCGACUGCUUUUAUUGGGGGCUGGAGAGUCUGGGAAAAGCACGAUUGUCAAGCAGAUGCGGAUUCUGCACGUCAAUGGCUUUAACGCAGAAGAAAAGAAACAGAAGGUCCUGGACAUCCGGAAAAAUGUGAAGGAUGCCAUUGUGACGGUAGUUUCGGCGAUGAGCACGUUAAUACCCCCAGUUCCAAUAGGUAACCCAGCGAACGAGUCCAGAAUUGACUACAUCAAAAGUAUAGCACCUCUCUCGGACUUCGACUACACAGAGGAGUUCUUCGAGCAUGCCAAGCAGCUGUGGGACGAUGAAGGCGUGAAGGCUUGCUUCGAGCGCUCCAACGAGUACCAGCUCAUCGACUGCGCACAGUACUUCUUGAACAAAAUUGAGUCUGUGAGGUCGAAUGACUACACACCAACAGAUCAGGACUUGCUUCGCUGCCGAGUUUUGACUUCAGGUAUUUUUGAAACAAGAUUUCAAGUCGACAAAGUGAACUUUCAUAUGUUUGAUGUAGGCGGCCAGAGAGACGAGAGGAGAAAGUGGAUCCAGUGCUUUAACGGUGAGUUUGGAUUCUGUACUUAUUUUUUUGUAAAUGAGUAUAACAUGGUCAUAAGAAACAACAGCAAUCAGACUCUCUGUCCUCUGGAAUCACUGGAUCUCUUCAAGAGCAUCUGGAAUAACAGGUUUCUACGGACCAUUUCAGUCAUCCUGUUCUUGAACAAGCAGGACAUGUUGGCUGACAAGAUCUUAGCAGGGAAAUCCAAACUUGAGGACUACUUCCCUGAGUAUGUUCGCUAUGCAGUACCAGCUGAAGCCGUUCCAGACCCUGGAGAGGACCCUAAAGUGACCCGGGCCAAAUUUUUCAUCCGAGAUGAGUUCCUUAGGAUCAGCACGGCGAGCGGCGAUGGCAAACACUACUGCUACCCCCACUUCACCUGCGCCGUAGACACGGAGAACAUCCGCCGCGUCUUCAACGACUGCCGAGACAUCAUCCAGAGGAUGCACCUGCGUCAAUACGAACUCUUGUGAUUGGUUGCAGCCCACCAUCCAGUCAGCACUCUGCCAAUCCCGGCGCAGUUUGAUUCCACUCCCAAAACACAAGGCCCUGUUACCAGGAGAACUACUGAAGCAUCACAAUGCUGUCAUUUUGUUUGCCAUUGUUGCUGUUUUCUAUGUACUUUUCUCCUUCCUUUGUUCUUUUAUCUAUGGCCCAUCUUGACUUUAUUUUGUAGGUCUAAGCAGGGAUGGGACAUUGUGUGUGUGCCUCAUCUUUUAUUUCCAAUGCCUUUAUUCUGUUCAUUCCACUAAGCCUUUUUAGACCUUUUUUUUGUUGUAGUUUUUGUUUGAAACUAGUCUUCUUCUGUCAUUUCUGUUGUUUUGAUCUGGACCAGCUGAAGUUGUUAUGAGGGUGUGUGAGAGUUGAGGGAUCUGAUGGAGUCCUGUGAAUGCUGGCUCCUCCCAACACGUCUCUCUCUCACGUACUUGAUGAAGGGGUGGGCGGCAGAGGUAUCAGGUAACUUAAUGCCGUCAAGGAAGUAUACACAUGAUGUAGCACCGUGAUAUUUAUUACUCUGUCACUUUUUUUGUUUAUUUUGUAUCAUUUUAUUGCAGGAUGAUGGAGAGCGAGGCUUUCAGGCUGUAGAUUUAGCAUAGAGGGGGUGGGGCUUGUGGGAGAAUAGGAGGAUGCUGGGAGUUUGAGUCCUAUGCACCUCUGGCCAUAGGAGCAGCAGCAGCUUUCUGCCACGUGUCUAGAUGGAAAGAGAAAUACCACACUCACUUUGAUUUGCCCACAGACGGUCCUUUUUACUUAGAUCCUCUUGGGCAAGAGUUCUAUCUAUAUAUAUAUAUAUAUAUAUAUAUAUAGAUAGAUUUGUUUUUGUUGAUUAUCUUGUACAGACUGCAAAAUGUAAUGUUAUUUUGUACAACUUUAUUGAGAAAAAAACUACUUGUAGAAGAUCUUUGUGCCUUGAUAA
This is a messenger RNA of Oncorhynchus masou masou (cherry salmon), 2742 nucleotides long. RefSeq names its product guanine nucleotide-binding protein G(olf) subunit alpha-like. The record is from RefSeq and is a predicted model, not a curated record. Bases 656 to 1798 code for a protein of 380 amino acids. Gene Ontology annotation, biological process: sensory perception of chemical stimulus; adenylate cyclase-activating dopamine receptor signaling pathway. The transcript has 13 exons. Gene Ontology annotation, molecular function: GTPase activity; GTP binding; G-protein beta/gamma-subunit complex binding. Gene Ontology annotation, cellular component: heterotrimeric G-protein complex. NCBI's taxonomy places the organism in Eukaryota, Metazoa, Chordata, Actinopteri, Salmoniformes, Salmonidae.